Molecule: messenger RNA, 2184 nt
Organism: Penicilliopsis zonata CBS 506.65
Lineage: Eukaryota; Fungi; Ascomycota; Eurotiomycetes; Eurotiales; Aspergillaceae
Exons: 1
Coding region: 1-2184 (727 amino acids)
Source: RefSeq, a predicted model, not a curated record
AUGUCCGGUACCAGCUCACCAGAUUAUAAAGCUCUCUUCUUGAAGGAGGUGGAACGACGAAAACAAGCGGAAUACCAACAGCAUCUAGCAGAAGAUCAGCAUAGACAGGAAAAGCGUCGCAAUCAGCCCACAACUUUUGGGGAAUUCAUCCGUGCCUGCCACACCCUCCUCUCAAGACCCUUGAAAGUUGGAACGCUGUCUCAAUCUACACAGGGAACAAUACCACCACCAACAGGGAAAUACUGUCCAACACGGCUUCGCUUAUGGGAAGAUUGCCCGGCCAGACAACAGGCAAUCUACGACCGAGUUUGCACCUACCUGAACCCAACAGGACAGGAUAAGCCACGGGCAUUCCCGUCUUUGGCAGAGCUGGAAGGUCUUGGUCGCCGUCUCGGUCGCCGUCUCGGUCGCCGUCCGCUCAGCAGUGAGCAAGAUUUAGAGAGUUAUGAAAGAUUUGCCGUCGAAGACCACGUCCAUGAUGUGAUCGCACAGCUCUGUGAGAUACCUGAAGCUCGUCACGAGUUUCAACUAGGAAGCGGCGUGCGCUUUGAUAAUCAUGCGAAUGCCCUAGAUGAAGUUGGUUCAUUCAAAGAUCAAUCAUCUUAUUCACGCAAGUCCCGGCCUGACCAGUUCUGUAUCCAUCAAGUCAACGACAGUACCACUACUCUCCUCACAACUGUCGAGUAUAAGCCACCCCGUAAGCUUUCUGUUGAGAAUCUACGAGUGGGACUUCGGCCGAUGGACUUUUGGGAGACAGUGGUAAAUUCGGACACAAUACCAGUAGAUACGGUAGGGAAAUUGAAAUAUAAUGCUGAGCGACUUGUGGGGUCAGCAUUGGUCCAAGAAUACCAUGUGAUGAUUCAAGAGGGACUUCAAUAUUCAUAUCUAACCAAUGGGUUAGCUAUAGUGCUUCUGCACGUCCCUAGCCAUGAUCCAAGUACACUCUUCUAUUAUCUCUGUGAACCUAACUUGGAUCUAAAUGCAGAGAACGACCAAAGCUUCCAGCAGCCAAAGACCUCCAUUGCAAGGGUAUUAUGCCUCUGCCUAAUGAGCUUUGGCUCACCAAUCCGAAACCAGGAAUGGCGAAAUAGUGCGCGGGGUCGUUUGCAUGUAUGGAAGACGAGUUUCGAUCACACCCGCUCACAGAUCCCUGAGGAAGAACUCCAACGAACACCUCCAGAUUCCGGAUAUCCAGGCUCUGAGGUUACCAAUUCAGAGUACGCCAGUUCUGAGUAUCUGCCAUCAUCACCUCUAGAUCCUUCGACGACCAAGGGCCGUCGAAUCCCCACUCGGUCUCAGCCAGGCUGUUCACCAUCGGACACAGUUAACCGUGCCGAAAGGAGGGACUCCCCAGACUCUGAUUCAAAUCCUGGGGCACCGGUACGAAAGCGAAAAAUCAGCAAAGUUAUGUCCUCUCCACCAUCGCAUCGGUCAAUGCGUCAGAGUCCUCACAAUACUGAUCGCAGUCAGUAUCAUCAACAUACGGUGCCGUUUUGCACACAGCGAUGUUUGCUCGGCCUUAAGGAGAGCGGCACGUUGGAUCCCAACUGCCCCAAUGUAUCUCUACAUCGCCGCAUCAAACAUGGCAACCACCAUCCCGUUGAUUCCAAGCGCCUGAUAGAACUCCUUAAUCGGCAAUUGGAUGAAGACCUCGAUCAUAAUUGCACGCCGUUCGGCAGCUGUGGGGCGUCCGGGGCGCCAUUCAAGAUUACUUGUGCUUCAUACGGAUAUACUAUAGUGGGAAAGGGGACUACCUCUCGUCUCUGGGAAGAAGUUUCCCGUGAAGCUCACGUCUAUCGUGUCCUGCAAAAAGUGCAAGGGUCAGCAGUCCCUGUCUUUCUUGGCGCAAUUGACCUCGCAAAAAUUUAUUUUUUACAUGGAGCGGGUGAGAUCUCUCAUAUGCUACUCAUGGCCUGGGCUGGCGAGAACACAAGCAAGCUCAAGCAACAACCGGGGCUGGAGCAACAGAUUUUGCGAUCCAAGAAUGAAAUUCGUCGCCUGGGAGUUGUCCAUCAAGAUCUUAGGCCAGAGAAUAUUCUGUGGAAUCCUGAAUUGGGUCGAGCCAUGAUCAUUGACUUCCAUCGCUCCACUCUAGAUUACCGGCUGGUGAAGAAGCGUCUAGCCGGCGUCAAGAGAUCAUUGUGCAGUACUGAAUCCCCGGACCCAAAGCGAUUACAUCUGUAA